AUGGCGGUAACUUCAACAUCACUCGCUUCUCAACUCUCCAUUGGCCUCCGCCGCCAACCUUCCCCCAAGUUCGAUUCCCUUACUUCCCAAUCUCUCUCUUUCUUCGAUCCCAAUAUUCGCCUUUCCGUUUCUUCCCCCAAACCCUCCCGUUCCGUUAUCGCCAUGGCUGGUUCCGGAAAGUUCUUUGUUGGUGGCAAUUGGAAGUGUAAUGGAACCAAAGACUCCAUCAGUAAGCUUAUAGCUGACUUGAACAAUGCAAAAUUGGAGCCUGAUGUUGAUGUUGUUGUUGCACCUCCCUUUGUAUACAUCGAUCAGGUGAAAACCUCACUUACAGAUAGGAUUGAAGUAUCUGGCCAGAAUUCUUGGGUGGGAAAAGGUGGUGCUUUCACCGGAGAAAUCAGUGUGGAACAACUGAAAGACCUUGGAUGCAAGUGGGUUAUUCUUGGACAUUCUGAGCGAAGGCAUGUUAUUGGAGAAAAGGAUGAGUUUAUAGGAAAGAAAGCUGCUUAUGCUUUGAGCGAGGGUCUUGGAGUGAUUGCAUGCAUCGGGGAAUUGUUGGAAGAAAGAGAAGCUGGGAAAACUUUUGAUGUCUGUUUCCAACAAUUGAAGGCUUAUGCAGAUGCGGUGCCCAGUUGGGAUAAUAUUGUUAUUGCAUAUGAACCUGUAUGGGCCAUUGGAACUGGCAAAGUGGCCUCUCCCGAGCAAGCUCAAGAAGUGCAUAUAGCUCUUCGUGAUUGGCUUAAAAAUAAUGUCUCAGCUGAAGUUGCAUCUAAAACACGAAUUAUUUAUGGAGGAUCUGUAAAUGGAGGGAACAGUGCCGAGCUUGCAAAGAAAGAAGAUAUUGAUGGAUUUCUUGUUGGUGGUGCUUCAUUAAAGGGUCCUGAGUUUGCCACCAUUGUCAAUUCAGUGACAUCCAAGAAAGUCGCGGCUUGA
This is a messenger RNA of Vicia faba (fava bean), 933 nucleotides long. NCBI's taxonomy places the organism in Eukaryota, Viridiplantae, Streptophyta, Magnoliopsida, Fabales, Fabaceae. The record is from the annotation of a GenBank genome assembly.